UCGGAUUCUCGGCGUCGCUGCUCCUUUGCACUGAGACCUCCUAGGAUUGUUCGCUUGAUGGUAUAGCUCGUACAGACACUGCAGUUGUCAUUGAUCCGCUGCCAGAGCCACGACUGAAGGAAUAGCUAAGCCAAGAUGAUGUGUGAGGUGAUGCCCACCAUCAGUGAGGACACUGCCCUGAGCCAGCGCGGCUCCCAGAGCAGUGCAUCCGACCCGGACUCUCACUUUGAGCAGCUGAUGGUCAACAUGCUGGACGAGAGGGACCGGCUGCUGGACACUCUGAGAGAGACACAGGAGAGUCUGGGACUUGCUCAGCAGCACCUGCAGGACGUCAUGUACGACAGGGACUCCCUACAGCGCCAGCUCAGCUCGGCCCUGCCACAGAAGACUCUGGAGGUUUGCUGUGGAGACUAA
Periophthalmus magnuspinnatus is the source of this 414-nucleotide messenger RNA. RefSeq names its product liprin-alpha-2-like. The record is from RefSeq and is a predicted model, not a curated record. The transcript is spliced from 3 exons. Lineage: Eukaryota; Metazoa; Chordata; Actinopteri; Gobiiformes; Gobiidae. The coding region runs from base 136 to 414 and encodes 92 amino acids.